UGAUAGGUGAGUUGUGUUGUUGUUGUUCUGCCUCCCUGCAGAGACAGACUGUGAGGGCUGUAACGUCUGCAGCAUCUUGCAGCUGCAUCACUUCGCCGCCUGUGUGGCGCUGUCCGCACAGCCGGUGGUGCUGAAAUACUCUCCGGCUCACCCCUCCCUUCGUCUCCUUUCCUCUCACACUCGACUCUCCACGUCUCCGUCUGUGCUGCUCUGCUCUUUCUACAUAGUCUGAACAGAACAAACAGCAAAAUAUUAUUCUGAUCUUUUUUUUGUUUUUAAUCUAUUCCGAAAUUAAACAAGCUGCUUCUUUUCUAUUUAUUGAUUAAUUUAGGACCUUCGCUCCUGGAAUAUGUGGGUUUUUUUUUAAUAGAACAGAUUAAACAGCCUCCAUGUCUGUUAGUGUGUGUGGGAGAGAAAGAGAGAGGCAGGAAAAGAGAGAGAUAGAGAGAGAGCCGCAGUGAGCCCCUUUCUGCAUCAUGUGCUCUUCCCCUCCCUUUUCAUUUGCUCUACAAACCUCCAUACGGGUGUUUUACGUCAGUCGCUGUCAGAGAUCUUUUUUUGUCUAAGCUGUGCAGAGAGCUGCGAGGACGUCAUGGAGUAUGCAGGCUGCACUGACUUUGUGUCACCACGGGAAGGCAACAAAGAGCCUUGCCUUCCACAGAUGCAGGUGCAAGCUUGCAGAUGAACACCAUAAAAAGGACAGACUGAUUAAUAAAAACGAUGUUGAUUAAUAAUGCAACUGUACACGUAUUACUGUAUUUGUGCUUCUACUCUCUUGAAGUUUUAAUAGUGAAAUACAUUCUUGUGUGUAUAUAUUCAUAUUACAUAAAUAUUACAAAAGAGAUUAAAGUAAUACGUCUAAUAUGGAAUAUUAUUCCAUCUAAUAAAUUAAUUAAAUACAGGGGUUUUUUUAAUCUGUGUUAAUACGUCACAUUUGCGUGGACCUGAUUGGUGGAAAUCCCUCUGCUCUGUGCACCAAUGAUGUUAAGAGCUGUACAAAGAGAUCUACUCUGUCUCAGUGAGAAGCGUCAGCUCAGAAGCGCUACAAUGUCCUGCACAAGAAGAGACGGAUGCAGACACGAAGCAUGACUUUUACUGUUGAUUUCCAAGCCUCGUCUGCGUUGGAUUACAAACAAUAUCUUCAGUUCAGAGGUUGGGACUGGGGUGAAACGAUAUGGAGCGUGCGGGACGUGGAAUAAUGUGGAACAAAUUGUCAACAUGGCAGGUGCUUCUGUGGUGGCAUAAUUUCUUUAUCUUGUGGAGUACAAUAGACGCGCAGACUCGCUACAGCAUCCCUGAGGAGCUGAAACGGGGAUCCGUGGUGGGAAAUAUAGCCAAAGAUUUGGGUUUGCUUGUGCCUGAACUGCUUCGGCGUAAAAUGCGGAUAACCUCGGAGGCUGGUAAGCAGUAUUUUAAUGUAGACUUGGGAAAGGGAGAGCUGCUGGUGACCGACAGAAUAGACAGGGAGGAACUGUGUGGACAAAGGCCGUCCUGUUUGCUGCCUUUGGAGCUGGUUAUAGAUAACCCGCUGCAGGUGCACAGAGUUGAAAUUGAAAUACAGGAUACGAACGAUCAUUCCCCUAGUUUUCUCACCAAAGAGAAAGUGGUGAAAAUCGCGGAGUUAGUAAAUCCAGGUGCGCGGUUUCCCUUAGAGAGUGCCACUGAUCCUGAUGUCGGUGCUAAUUCUGUGCGCACGUAUCUCAUAAGCAAAAAUGAGCAUUUUAAAUUGACAGUUAAAAAUCUUAAAGAUGGGAGAAAAAUUCCUGAACUGGUGCUUGAAAAAGCUCUUGAUCGAGAGACGCAGGCUGUACACAACCUCGUCAUUACAGCUGUGGACGGGGGAGAUCCGGUGCGUUCAGGGACGUCAGAAAUUGCAGUUAUAGUGCUCGAUAUCAAUGAUAAUGCACCGCAAUUUGAAAAACAAGUAUAUGAAGCAAAUGUCAGCGAAAGGUCUGCAAUUGGAACCGAAAUCCUGCAGGUUAAAGCUUCAGAUGCAGAUGAAGGACUGAAUGGAGAAAUAGAAUAUGUGUUUGCGGAGCAAACUUCAGAUAUUACUUUAUCCUUAUUUGACAUCAACCCAUCCACUGGGGUUAUUACUGUCAAAGGGGUUUUAGACCAUGAAUCAAAUUCUUUACACAGAUUCGAUAUAACUGCAAAAGACAAAGGAAAUCCGGAAAUGGACGGGCAUUGUGGAGUGGAAAUCAAAAUAAAUGACAUCAAUGACAAUAAUCCAGAAAUAGUUGUUACCUCUUUAACAACACCCGUUCCCGAAGACUCUGCAAUUGGAACAGUCAUUGCAAUCAUAAGCACAAGAGACGCAGACUCAGGUGACAAUGGGAAAGUGACAUUAACGUUGUCACCGAAAUCCCUGUUCAAAUUAAACCCAUCGAUCUCAAAACAUUUUUCACUAGUCACAAAUGGUCCACUUGACCGUGAAAAAAACAGCCAGUAUAGUAUUAAGGUAACCGCCUCAGAUUCUGGAAAACCGCCAUUAACAAGUGAAAAAACAAUAAUAGUUCAACUUUUAGAUGUAAAUGACAAUCCACCAGUUUUCUCUCAAAAAUUGUAUACAGUUUAUGUUAAAGAAAACAAUGCUGCAGGGAUGAUUUUGUGCGCGGUAGCAGCGUCUGAUCUGGAUUCUGGUGAAAACGCAAAGAUCUCUUACUCCAUACUGGACUCUAAAGUGCAGGACGUCUCUGUCUCGUCUUAUGUUUACAUUAACUCAGAUAACGGGAGCAUCUACAGCAUGCACUCGUUUGACUAUGAGAAGCUGAAGGUGUUUCAGAUUCAGGUUCAGGCAAAGGACCAGGGCUCUCCCUCUCACAGCAGCAACGCCACUGUCCAUGUUUUCAUCCUGGACCAGAACGAUAAUACCCCCGCUGUUAUUUACCCCUCCUCCGCUGCCCUGGGCUCUCUCUCUCACCAGAGAAUGCCCCGCUCCGCUAAAGCGGGUCACCUGGUUACUAAGGUAACAGCCGUGGACGCUGACUCGGGCCAUAACGCCUGGAUCUCAUAUAGACUGGCGGAGGCCACAGACGCCUCUCUGUUCACCGUCAAUCAGUACACAGGAGAGGUGAGGACUAAACGCGCUGUGUACGAGCAGGACGACUCCUCUCAGAGGCUGCUGAUAGAGAUCAAGGACGACGGGCAACCGGUUCAGUCCGCCACCGCCACGGUGUCCAUCCUACUGGAGGACGGUCUCCAUGAACCCAUUUUAGACCUCCGACACAAAAUGUCCGAGCCCAGCAAGAAAACUGGCAGAAUCACCCUUUAUUUGAUUCUGUCUCUGGCCUCGGUGUCCGUGCUGUCUCUGGUGACUUUUCUCAUCCUGGCGGUGAAAUGCAUCAGGGGCAGCAGAAGCAGCGGGAGCUGCUGCAUGAGAAGGAGCGACUGUGAUGAUUACAAGAACCCCAACAGAAACCUGCAGAUUCAGCUCAACACUGACGGACCUAUAAAAUACGUGGAGGUCCUGGGAGGAGACAUGAUGUCUCAGAGUCAGUCGUUCAGGUCCUGCAUGUCUCCGAUGUCAGAGUACAGUGAUUUCACAUUGAUCAAACCCAGCAGCACCACAGACUUUAAAGAAGUCAUCAGUGUUCUGGACGCGUCUUUACCCGACAGCACCUGGACCUUUGAGAGCCAACAGGUGAGUCAAGGGAGCAGCAACCUUCAUGCAUAAAAUCAGUGGUUUAAU
Messenger RNA from Xiphophorus maculatus (southern platyfish), 3691 nucleotides. It is a transcript of the gene pcdh1g22, whose product is annotated as protocadherin gamma-C5-like. Gene Ontology annotation, cellular component: plasma membrane. Lineage: Eukaryota; Metazoa; Chordata; Actinopteri; Cyprinodontiformes; Poeciliidae. The transcript has 2 exons. The record is from RefSeq and is a predicted model, not a curated record. Gene Ontology annotation, molecular function: calcium ion binding. Gene Ontology annotation, biological process: homophilic cell-cell adhesion. The coding region runs from base 1175 to 3676 and encodes 833 amino acids.